AUGUCUAAAAACAAAAAAGAUUUGUAUACAAAACUAUUGGAAGAAGAGUUGAAAAUAGACAAACUUUUAAAUGAUGACAAAAAUCAAAUUCAAGUCAAAUUAUUGCACCAGUAUAACAAUAUUAAAGAUGCAACCCAAAUAGUUAUAAAUCACAUUGCUAAUUUAGAAGGAACAACCCUAACUGAUAUUCAUAAAAAACUAAAUCUUGAAGAAUGA
This is a messenger RNA of Pieris macdunnoughi, 216 nucleotides long. NCBI's taxonomy places the organism in Eukaryota, Metazoa, Arthropoda, Insecta, Lepidoptera, Pieridae. The record is from the annotation of a GenBank genome assembly.